CUCAGCCCUAGCUUUCAGCUGCUGAUUCCUUGGCGACUGCUGACUACCGCAAACCAAGCCUACUGUGGCUGGCUACGGGAACUUUUGGAGGACAAAAAUCUUUCCCUCCCCAUUGGGCUCUGUUUUGUACUGCUUCAUUCUGUGGGCAAACCCGGGGCGGCAAGUAUUAGUGUCUACAUUGCGCUUUACCCGGGAGGUAGGUGGAGCGGAGUUCGGCGGGGAGUCCGGCUGAUUAAGGCCCGGCCUUGGGAGCCGCUGCUGGAAUGUUGAGAUGGCUCAUCGGGGGAGGCCGAGAACCUCAGGGACUGGCAGAGAAAUCUCCUUUACAGACAAUAGGUGAAGAACAAACGCAGAACCCCUAUACUGAACUGCUUGUGCUGAAAGCUCAUCAUGAUAUUGUACGAUUUUUGGUACAGUUAGAUGACUACAGAUUUGCAUCUGCUGGUGAUGAUGGAAUUGUAGUUGUGUGGAAUGCCCAGACAGGAGAAAAACUUUUGGAACUCAAUGGACACACUCAAAAGAUAACAGCUAUUACUACAUUUCCUUCCUUGGAAGCUUGUGAAGAAAAAAGCCAACUAAUCCUGACAGCCUCUGCUGAUAGAACGGUUAUUGUAUGGGAUUGUGAUACUGGCAGACAAGUUCAGCAAGUGUCAUCCUUCCAGUCCACUGUAAAGGUUUUAACUGUUCUUCAGAGACUGGACAUUUGGCUUUCUGGUGGGAAUGACAUAUGUGUGUGGAACCAAAAAUUAGAUCUUCUGUGUAAGACUAGUCACCUUUCAGAUACAGGGAUCAGUGCUUUGAUUGAAAUACCGAAGAACUGUGUUGUGGCUGCAGUUGGCAAAGAAUUGAUAAUUUUCAGGUUAAUAGAACCCACAGAAGGAUCACUAGAAUGGGAUAUCUUUGAAGUUAAGCGUCUCUUUGAUCACCAGGAUAAUAUUCUUUCAUUGGCUAAUGUCAACGAUUUGCAUUUUGUAACUGGCUCUCAUGUUGGAGAGCUGAUUGUCUGGGAUGUCCUGGACUGGACCGUGCAAGCUUGUGAACGCAACUUCUGGGACCCAUCUCUACAGCUGGACACCCAGCAAGAAAUAAAACUCUGUCAGAAAUCAAAUGACAUUUCUAUUCAUCAUUUCACAUGGGAUGAAGAGAAUAUAUUUGCUGCAGUUGGAAGGGGUUUAUAUGUGUACAAUCUUCAAAUGAAGCGUGUGAUUGCCUCCCAGAAAACUGCACAUGACUCCAAUGUCCUACAUAUCACCAUACUUCCAAACAGGCAGUUAAUCUCAUGCUCAGAAGAUGGCAGUGUACGCAUUUGGGAGUUAAGAGAAAAACAGCAGCUUGCAGCCGAACCUGUACCAACAGGUUUUUUUAAUAUGUGGGGAUUUGGAAGAGUAAAACAAAGCAGUCAACCUGUUAAAAAACAAGAAAAUGUCACCUCAAGUUCACUGGAGCUUAUUGGAGAUUUGAUUGGACACUCAUCUUCUGUGGAGAUGUUUCUGUACUUCGAAGAACACGGAAUAGUGACAUGCUCUGCCGAUCAUCUCAUUAUUUUGUGGAAAAAUGGAGAACGACAAUCGGGAUUACGCAGUUUAAGAUUAUUUCAGAAAUUAGAGGAGAAUGGCAAUUUAUACCUUGCUGUCUAGUUUAAGAAAUUAGAUACCUAUGUAUGAACUUUGAACAUCAAGUAUAUAGGGUAAUACUCUGAAAACCAUUAAUAUUUAUUGUUGCCGUAUUUAGUACAUCACUGACUUGUCUGUAGCAGUAAGUUGAAACCCCAGAGAAACAGGUCUAAUUUUAGCACAGAAGUUUCAGAGUACAGCACAAAUAUGUGUUGAUAGAAAGUUAAAUUAUAGUUCACCCUUAAAUAUUUUAACAUUAGUACUUAAACCCUCUAUUGAGUAUAAUUGUCUUAUACUCUUUAUAUUCAUAAUUUAUGUUUUUAAAAAAUUACAUGUAUUUUCUUCCAUGUUGCCUUCAGGAUUUUGAAAUACUUUGUUCUAAUUAUACCUGUUCUUUCUUUAAAAAGGAACCUUGUUAUAAAAUUAAUCUCUCCCAAUAGGAAAGGAAGAUUACAUAGUAAUCUCAGUGGGGCUGCUAUGUUCUGAAUUUAUCCAACUUGAACCUAAAACCUGUGAGGAGGUAGAAAUAUAAAACUUGUGUUAAUGUUCUGCAGAGUAAAAUUGACUCCUACUCUCUGACUGCAACUUUUUUUUUCCAGUGGGGAAGGGUUCCCAUAGAACCUCUUGUUCGUCAUUUUUUACCUAGGUAGUAAAAUCUCUGUAAACUUCAGGAUGUUCUUGAUAAGUACUAGACCAGACACUUCCCCUCAAAUAUGACAGACAUGAGAGAUCAGUAAAAAGUGUUGCCAAAUUGCCUGAUUUGCUUUAUGUUUGACUUAAAUGUGAGAUGCUUGAGAAAGUUUCAUUAGUGUAGUUCCCUAUGGUAACCACUGAAAUUUAAUCAUCUUCAUACCCACCGGCCUGAGAGGAUAAUUUCUUUCUCCCUGUUUGUAUUUAUGAAUGUAAAAAACAGGUGAGUUUAAUUGUGGAGUUAAACUGAGGAUAAAAAUGUACUAAAGCAAGUGCAGGGAGAGUAAUAAUGUUAGAGGACUAG
Messenger RNA from Condylura cristata (star-nosed mole), 2607 nucleotides. RefSeq names its product WD repeat domain 41 (gene WDR41). NCBI's taxonomy places the organism in Eukaryota, Metazoa, Chordata, Mammalia, Eulipotyphla, Talpidae. Gene Ontology annotation, cellular component: lysosomal membrane. The transcript is spliced from 13 exons. The coding region runs from base 264 to 1637 and encodes 457 amino acids. Gene Ontology annotation, molecular function: protein binding. Gene Ontology annotation, biological process: regulation of autophagy. The record is from RefSeq and is a predicted model, not a curated record.